AUGGCUUUGUGGUAUCAAAUAUCUUGUGCUUAUCUUUAUAGAGCGCUUUUAAAAAUUUCAAUUACGGUAUUUGACAUAUUUGAUAGUACGAAAAAAUUUGUUACGAGUGUAACGCACACUGAAUCGUAUUUUCUAAUGUCUUAGCAAAACUGUGAUCUCAUUGUGAUCUGUUAACGAUUUAUGACAGUCUAUUAUUCGUCGUCCAGCCUGGCGUCGAUCACCUUGACAUCGCGCGUUCGAACCCGAAAGAUCGAGACACGAUCGCGCCUCCCUCCGUGGGAUCCUAGGCGCGGUGCGAGCAGAGAGGAGCCGACGAGCGGUUCCUCGUGCCAACGGGUUCCGUAGGCGAGUUAAAAGAGGAAAAGAGGGGCUCGGUUGCGUCUCGUUGCCGCCGAGCGGCGCUCACCUGCCUAAGUCCGCAACAGUCUCGUACGGUUCGCUCGGGCCAGGAGCUUCGCCGACGACCGCAGACGGCCGAAACCUCUCUGUCUCCCCUACCAUUUGAAAGUUUUCCACCUCCGCAGGCUCUCUCGUCGGUUUUCCACCCUCCUUUCCCCGCCUACUCGUCAUUUCCGCCUUUCCGUUGGUUCUCUCGCUUGUCGCACCUGCAAUUUCGUAGAAAUUUACGAGACCGUUUUCCGAUCGAUCCGUCGAUCCCGCUUGAGCGGGGAAUUGAGAAAUCUUCAGCGUUUUCAGGGAGGGAUGGUCUCCUCCCCGAAGAUCGUGUCUCUCGCGACGGUGAAGUCGAGGAUGCACCCGUCGCCGGCGUCGGUGGCGGUGGUCUCGCGGCGGCGGCGGUGGUGGUGGUGACGGUUGUGUGGUGGUGGUGGUGCUGGUGCCGGUGAAGAAGAGGAAGAAGAAGAGGAAGAAGAAAACGGCGUACAUUGGUGGGGGCUCUUCUCUACUCCCCAGAACUCCGGCUGGUGGGGGUAAGGCAACACUCAAAGAUCGUGGUGACGUAGUUCUGGCAGGAACGCGACGCGUUUUUGUCCACGUAGCGAGAAAAGAGAACUUUUCUACGUCUCGUUUGCGCCACACAUAGUUGAUACUUUUGGGAGAGAAAAAGAGCAACGGCAACAAGGAGUAGGAGAAAGAGAGAGAAAGCGAGAGAGAGAGAGAAGAGAAGAGAAAGGGACGAAGACGUCGGACAGUUCGACAGGUGGAAAGAGAGAGAAAGAGAGAGGGUGACUAGGGAGGGGGGAGAGAAGAAGGGGAGCGAAUAAUCCAAAGGACCGGAAGUCAGUGCUCCUUUUUCCGGAUCUUCCGCGAAUCGCGAGCUCCUUUUUCGCAAUCUCCGUGUCUCUUUCAACGAAGGGCAUUCUUCAAUCACCCUCAAAGCACCCUCAGCGCGAUACGCGAUCAUGAAGAUCACGCGUGCACCGCGAACGUCGUGGCUGCGUAAUCCCGAGGAGAUACCUUCGCUUCGCAAGACGCGUCGUGAAACGCAACGCCAAGAAUAGUUCUUCGGACGGACGCAACGGUCAAGAAGGACGAGGAACCUUGCGCACGCGGCGAGUAGAUGGUCGCAACCGACCGCGAUCGUUCGUCAACGUCUUGGUAACAACGUGAGCAAAAUCUAGUCUAUCGCGAAACUGCGAACACAAUCGUCCUCGAUCGGCGAGAAGAGUCUCAAGUGGAUCCGCGGCGUUCUACGCGUGACGAUCUACGUCGCGCGAUGUCGGGCUUCACCGCACGGGCCGAUAAGGGAGUCGCGCGGUAGAGGGGAAACAGUUUGCGUGCUAAUAUUCGAUCACGAGGUGCAUACGAAUACCGGGGGACGCGUACUCGGUGUACUCGCACUUUCUUCGUCGACUCGACUUCGCAGCCGGCGAUCUCCCGAGCGCAUCGCUGUCGCGAUUUCGCAUUUCCCGUCAGUGCGCAGAGUCGGGACAAAGGAAACGCAAUCGGUGAUCUUCGAGUGUGCUACCAGGUGCGGAGGGGAUGGAGAUGCGCACCGUUCUCGUGGCGAUCUGCCUCCUUCUCGUCACCCCCAUCACCGGCUCUUUCUGGACGGUAGGAAGCCAGCUGGUGAUGGAUCCGAUGCUCGUUUGUAAGAAAACAAGGAGGCUGAAGGGAAAGCUCGCUGAUAUUUGUCGCAAGGAACCAUCACUGCUGAAAGAAAUCGCGAAAGGUGUGCAAGUAGGCACCAGGGAAUGCCAGUAUCAGUUUCGGAAUCGAAGAUGGAACUGUACGACCGUCAGGCGAUCUCUCAAGAAGAUCCUGUUGCGCGAUACGCGGGAGACGGGUUUCGUGAACGCCAUCACCGCCGCCGGAGUUACUUAUGCGGUUACCAGAGCCUGCACUAUGGGUGACCUCGUGGAAUGCUCCUGCGAUAAGAUGACGAAGGGUAACCGUUUGGCUAAAUUUGCGCGUACAGCCGAAGCUAAGAAAAGUUUGCCAACAGAAGGAGACUGGGAAUGGGGAGGAUGCGGCGAUAACGUAAACUUCGGCUUCAAAAAAUCUCGAGAAUUUAUGGAUGCCCCAUAUCGUAAACGGAGCGACAUUAAGACGUUGGUGAAGCUUCACAACAACGACGCUGGUCGUCUGGCCGUACGCAACUUUAUGAGAACCGAGUGCAAGUGCCACGGACUUUCCGGAUCUUGCACGGUGCGCACUUGUUGGCGCAAGAUGCCGCCGUUUCGGGAAGUCGGCAACCGUCUGAAAGAGUCUUUCGAUGGCGCGGCCAAAGUUAUUCCCAGCAAUGACGGUCACAGCUUCAUCACCGAGGGCCCGACUAUCAAGCCGCCCGGUAGAUUCGACUUGAUCUACAGCGAGGACUCGCCGGACUUUUGCAAGCUGAACCGGAAGACCGGCUCGCUAGGUACGACGGGUCGUCUAUGCAACGCGACUAGUCCCGGGGUCGAGGGCUGUGAGCUCCUCUGCUGCGGCAGGGGUUACGACACCAGGAUCGUAAAGGAGAAAGUUAAUUGCCAGUGCAGGUUUCGGUGGUGCUGCGAGGUCACGUGCAACACAUGCCUCGUGAAGAAGACCGUCAACACUUGCCGUUAGUGUCGAUGUAAGUCGAGAACUUUUCGUAUAUAUGACAGCGUCGAGGAUCUGGUUGAUGUGAUAGCUGCUUCUGCCUGUGUUAGAUGGUUAGAAGAGACGGAGGAGAUAAUGCCGAGGAUUUAUUUUCUUUUCGUAAGUCUCAUUGUGGAUAGGUGCCAUAACGAUAGAUCAAAAGAUAAUAAUCGAAGUCGCAAAGUUCGGCAGAGAAUCGCAGUAUUAGUUGUAGAAAAAAAAUGCAUCUCUCUCUCUCUCUGUGUUUAACAACGAAAAGAGAUAUUCAGCAAUCGAGUUCGGAGAUAGUUUAAUAUUGAUACUUGACGUGAUAAAAACUUUUCGACUUCUGUCGUCGUCAUCCAACUGUUGAUCCAACUGUUCGGUUGCGAGCGUGAUACAUAAUGUGCUAUAUAAUCGCGUUUGUAAUAUAUCGAUUUCUAGGAUACGGCUUGAUCGUGAACGUUCAACGAUGAACGUUCGGAUGAUAUGUGAUUUACGAUUUAUCGCGAUCGCACAGAUCUGGGUUGAAUCUCGCUUACUUAGAGACGUGCGGUAGAUUUUCUCGAGAGAUUUAUCGACGCGCAAACGCGAGGAGCGGGAUCGAGGACGUCAGUAGUGCAUGCGCGAGCCGAGUCAGACGCGAGCCGCAACGAGAUUCCUCGCGUUUGCGAGACAGUUCGUAUCUUUGACUAUAUAUCUAUGAAUUGCUGAUGGUUAAUAGUGCAGAUUUAUAUCUAAACUCAAUGUUUUGGCGAUAAAAAAUAUAACAUAUAUGCAUGUUAUGCCGCUUUAAAGCAAUUUCAUUGGAACAUAUGCUUAAAUCUCGCGAAAAAGAUUUAUUGAAUGUAGAAUUUCAUAUGAAUUUCAUAGAUAAAAUAUCACUGGCUAUAUAGAUUGUGGUCAAAGAUUUUUAUCGUUAAGUGCUGAGGCAGGUUCUAAGUUUUCGUCGCUCUCUAGGCCUUUGUUAGACUGCCACCUUCUUCAAACAAGAUAAAAAUAGUAGUUUCUGGCAAUGUUGUCCACAAACAAUUUUUCAAAUCUUAGCGAUAAAAAAUAUUUUCAAGUUUUAACGAUAAAUCUUGCUAAUAAAAAAAAUACUUUGGAAUUCUAUGAAACCAUAAAAUUUUAAAUUUUUUUAACGAAAAUGAACUAUUCUAACGGGGUCUAGUGAAUUUCCUGUUAUGUAGAAUAGAUCCUACAUAUAAUAGUUGUUAUCAGCAUCGCCUACGCCGCGCGAGGCGAUUAUUUUCUACUCGGGCUUUCCACGUAUCUCCAGUGCUCGUAACACAUAUUAAGAUAUACGUAAAUAGUAUAUAAUGAAUUUAUGUAAAGUAUGUUCGUCGAAUAACGUUCGCAUCAUAACGCGCCGGCGUUUGCAUAGUAAUAUCCGGUGAAUCGCUUUUCCGCUUGAAUCGCUGCGAGGUCGAACUCCGAGCGAACUCCCAAGUGACGAAUUCGAAUUAAUAGCGCGUUAGAAAUAUAUCAAUGGCGAAUCGGAUUUUCGUGUAAAUUCUUUCGUUCGGAGAAAACUUGGGAAUUCGCUUUCGUUUUACAUACAUCGUGUAUUAUCAAAUUCUGCUGCUUUUUCCUCGCGUGACAUAAGCUUUGUGCCAUAAGUUGCAGUUCGAUCGAUCAACACUUGCCAUAUCAAUCAACGAGUACGCAAGGGUUUCUUUAUUCCUCGAUUGCUCCUUAUUAGUUUUCGAAUUUUACCGCAUUACAGGGCUUUCUCUUCUGUGUAUAUAAGACUGAGCUAUUAAAGUUUAUACUUUUGCGCAAUAUGUGAGAGUUAGGUGUCGAUAAAAUUAUAUUUAGAGGCGAAUCUCGUUUGCUACUGUUAAGAUUUACUGAUUUAAUAGCAGCGACAAUCUAUCUUUUAGCCUAAAUAUAUAAGAGGAAAAAAUAUAUGAACAAUUGUAU
Linepithema humile (Argentine ant) is the source of this 4923-nucleotide messenger RNA. RefSeq names its product Wnt oncogene analog 6 (gene Wnt6). The record is from RefSeq and is a predicted model, not a curated record. Lineage: Eukaryota; Metazoa; Arthropoda; Insecta; Hymenoptera; Formicidae. Gene Ontology annotation, cellular component: extracellular region. Gene Ontology annotation, biological process: neuron differentiation; multicellular organism development; cell fate commitment. Gene Ontology annotation, molecular function: frizzled binding; cytokine activity.